AUGCUACCGACAAAGGAGGCUCUAGACCUCCGCCGUGUGACACGAGCUGCUAUCCCACUUUUCGCCAGCUCACAAUUCUGGAAAACGCGAUUUGCCAUCGACAGAGAACGUGGCUUUCUCCUCCCCAUAGUCCGGAAAUUCUCACCGCCGCAGGGCGAUCAUGGGAUCGACUGGAGGCUCCUGUACCAUUGCACUGCCCGUCUGAACUGUAGUGAUUGGUUUGAAAUAGAGAUUCGGGCCUGGGAAACCUUGCGCUGGCUUCGAGACACAGCUUCGGCUAUACGCCAUGAGAGACCACGUCCGCCCGACUUCCGGGGUAGUCCAGCCCUGCAGCAUUAUCACAAUACCAGCCGUCGGAACACAUUCAUCGAGUCCGUGGAGAUAACAUCGUCGUUAUGCAAGAUUGCUAUAUCUGCACUCCAGGAAGCAGGAGAAGUGAACAUCACCGGGAUCGAGUUUAUCUUUGAUGAUGGUCGUCCCAGCGCCAUGCUUGGCUACGCUACCCCUGGAGCGCGGCAGAUGACACGCAAGAAAUAUGCACGCAAAAAACGUAGAGGCCCUUUCGAUGCCCAUAUGGUGUGGCCAUAUCCAGGUGUUCGGGUGACGAUGGAUGUCGUUGGUCUACGUGGCAUCGUGUACCUCAAAGAUGCGAACGGGAUCCACGGCGUUGCUAUAUACCAUGGUGGAGAGGAGUUUGACGAGAUUGAUGACACUCUCCAUGUUGGCCUUGACGCACAUGGCCAUGACGAACAAGAGCCGGUUGCAUAUUCUGUCUCCCUGGACAAGGUCGAAAAGGUCAUUGCAGUAGUUGAUAACCGCAAGAUGAUUGACCUGGGAAUUUCCGGGACGACAACGAAGCGGUCUGAAUACGUUGAGGAUAAGUGGGAUGAUGUUGUGCAUUGGUAUAAACAAGAUAAUGCCUUCCUUCUCAAAUCCAUGUGA
Aspergillus fischeri NRRL 181 is the source of this 942-nucleotide messenger RNA. Its product is annotated as F-box domain protein. The record is from RefSeq and is a predicted model, not a curated record. The coding region runs from base 1 to 942 and encodes 313 amino acids. Lineage: Eukaryota; Fungi; Ascomycota; Eurotiomycetes; Eurotiales; Aspergillaceae. The transcript has 2 exons.